Molecule: messenger RNA, 1125 nt
Organism: Lactuca sativa (garden lettuce)
Lineage: Eukaryota; Viridiplantae; Streptophyta; Magnoliopsida; Asterales; Asteraceae
Source: RefSeq, a predicted model, not a curated record
AUGAAGCAAGUGAAAUGGUUUUUUACCAAAAGACAAAGACCUAAUCCUAAUGAAAGUGGUGAAGAAUAUUCCCAAAUACCAAUCACCAAUCAAUCAAUCCCUUCCGUUUUUAACCCUAAUGCAACUCCACAAACACCAAUCACCAAUCAAUCAAUCUCUUCGGUUUCUAAUGCAAUUCCACAAACACAAUGCUCUAACCAACCUAAUGAUAAUGUUGACUUGAAAGAUCUUCCAAAGGACCCGGUGGAUAGGCCAUUGAUUACAAGUUACAAACCAAAUAUAAGAGAUGAUGUAAGAAGAGCAUAUUUGCUUCAAGGACCGUGUCAAAAUAGUGCAUAUUGCUUAUAUUGUUAUUUGUGUGGGGACCUCAUGGAACAAAAAGGAGGGAGAGAUGCAUUUGUUUCCCAAGGUUUUGAUACUUGGAAUAAAACAGAUGCAUUUCGGACUCAUGUGGGUGGUGUUGAUAGUUUUCACAACAAAGCAAAAGAAAAGUGUGAGUUUUUAAUGAGGGAAAAACAAGCUAUCAAUGUAGUCUUGAGGAGGCAAACCGAAGUAGAGGAUCAUAAAUAUAAAGCUCGAUUACGUGUUUCUAUUAUUGUUGUUAGACUUUUAUUGAAAACCGAACUUGUGCAAUGUUUUCCACAAGAAGUACUUUUGAGUAUUCGUGAAGAGAUUGGUCAAGAUGUUUUUGCUUUACUAGUUGAUGACUCUAGUGAUGUUUCAAAAAAGGAACAAAUGGCUAUUGUUUUGCGUUAUGUCGAUAGUCUUAGCUUUGUGAAAGAAAGAUUCAUAGGUCUAGUGCACGUGAAGGAUACAUCUUCUUUGACACUCAAAAACGCCAUAAAUAAAGUAAUUACAAAGAAUGACACGGCUUUUUAUGUACAUUGCUUUGCACACCAACUUCAAUUAGUAGUGGCUGUAGCAAAGAAGCAUGAUGGUGUUAGUGACUUUUUUGAGCAAAUUUCGUUGGUGGUUAAUGUAGUUUGUGCCUCGUGUAAAAGAAAAUACUUACUACGAGAGCAAGCAAUAGAAAGGGUGCAAAAAGGCUUCUGUAGUGGUGAACUUGAAACCGGAGUAGGGUUAAAUCAAGAGACUACACUUGUUGGAGCGGGAGAAACAAGAUGA